Sorex araneus (European shrew) is the source of this 5895-nucleotide messenger RNA. It is a transcript of the gene KRIT1, whose product is annotated as KRIT1 ankyrin repeat containing. Gene Ontology annotation, biological process: negative regulation of angiogenesis; regulation of establishment of cell polarity; cell redox homeostasis. The record is from RefSeq and is a predicted model, not a curated record. The transcript has 17 exons. NCBI's taxonomy places the organism in Eukaryota, Metazoa, Chordata, Mammalia, Eulipotyphla, Soricidae. Gene Ontology annotation, molecular function: protein binding. Gene Ontology annotation, cellular component: plasma membrane; cytoskeleton. The coding region runs from base 473 to 2683 and encodes 736 amino acids.
AGCGGCGGGGUGGCCCUCGGAGGCCUUUGGGCGGCUGGAGUCCUCCGGUUUACUGAGAGAAUGAGGGGGUCUGUGAUGCUGAGGUGCGAGGGCCGGGGACAGUAACGUGCCGAUGGACUGGAGAGUCUUUGAUCCUGAGGUCCGGGCUCUCGAGGCGCGGGCGGGGAGCGCUGCCCUAGGAGCCGGGCAGUCUCCGGAGGCGACCAAGGGUUUUCCUUUCACAGGAAGUUGGGCCGAGCCGCUGGGAAGAAGGGCAGGACUGCGAGAGCGAUGACAGUCCCCUGCCCCGCAAGUGACCGUCCCGCCCAGUGAAUUGCAUGUAGCGCCCCGGGGAGGGGUGUUCGGCCGCCCGCACGGGCGAGACCGCUGGGUGCCUGGUCCUUCGGCACAGGAAGAGGCGCAGGCUCGCGAUCACAGCGAGAAAAACUGAGCUGGGAGCCUGAACUCGCCGCCUCCACCAGUUUUACCAGCAAUGGGAAAUCCAGAAAACAUAGAAGAUGCAUAUGUUGCUGUUAUUCGUCCAAAGAAUAUCGCAAGCCUCAAUUCUCGGGAAUACAGAGCCAAGUCAUAUGAAAUUUUGUUGCAUGAAGUUCCCAUUGAAGGACAAAAAAAGAAGAGAAAGAAAGUUUUGUUGGAAGCUAAACUUCAAAGCAAUGGUGAAAUAACACAAGGCAUAUUAGAUUAUGUAAUAGAAACCACAAAACCAAUUUCUCCUGCAAACCAGGGUAUCAAAGGAAAACGAGUGAUACUAAUGAAGAAAUUUCCGCUGGAUGGGGAGAAGAUGGGCAGAGAAGCAGCAUUAUUUAUUGUUCCAUCAGUUGUCAAAGAUAAUACCAAAUAUACAUAUACUCCUGGAUGCCCAAUUUUUUAUUGCUUACAAGACAUUAUGCGAGUCUGUAGUGAAUCCAGCACACACUUUGCUACACUUACUGCAAGGAUGUUAAUAGCCUUGGAUAAGUGGUUAGAUGAACGUCAUACACAGUCUCACUUUAUUCCAGCUUUAUUCCGACCUUCUCCUCUGGAGAGGAUAAAAACUAAUGUCAUAAACCCCGCAUAUGCUACUGAAUCAGGUCAGACAGAAAAUUCACUGCAUAUGGGCUAUAGUGCAGUAGAAAUAAAGAGUAAAAUGUUAGCCCUAGAGAAAGCAGAUACCUGUAUUUAUAAUCCUUUGUUUGGAUCAGAUCUUCAGUAUACAAAUCGGGUAGAUAAAGUGGUAAUAAAUCCAUACUUUGGUCUAGGAGCUCCAGACUACUCAAAAAUCCAAAUUCCCAAACAGGAAAAAUGGCAGAGAAGCAUGAGCAGUGUCACAGAAGACAAGGAACGACAAUGGGUAGAUGAUUUCCCUCUCCAUCGAAGUGCCUGUGAAGGAGAUUCAGAAUUACUAAGCCGUCUUCUCAAUGAAAGAUUUUCUGUCAACCAGUUAGAUAGUGACCACUGGGCUCCCAUUCAUUAUGCAUGCUGGUAUGGGAAAGUUGAAGCCACUCGCAUAUUGCUGGAAAAAGGGAAGUGCAAUCCAAACCUCUUAAAUGGACAGCUUAGUUCUCCUCUUCAUUUUGCCGCUGGAGGAGGACAUGCAGAAAUAGUACAGAUUCUCCUAAACCACCCAGAAAUUGACAGACAUAUAACGGACCAACAAGGAAGAUCCCCUUUAAAUAUCUGUGAAGAAAAUAAACAAAAUAAUUGGGAAGAAGCUGCAAAAUUGUUGAAGGAAGCCAUCAAUAAACCAUAUGAAAAAGUUCGAAUAUACAGAAUGGAUGGAUCAUACCGUUCUGUCGAACUGAAGCAUGGAAAUAAUACCACAGUGCAGCAGAUAAUGGAAGGAAUGCGUCUAUCCCAAGAAACACAGCAGUAUUUCACUAUUUGGAUCUGUUCAGAAAACCUUAGCCUUCAACUGAAGCCUUAUCAUAAGCCCUUGCAACAUGUUCGUGAUUGGCCAGAAAUACUUACUGAAUUGACUAAUUUGGAUCCUCAAAGGGAAACACCACAGCUUUUCCUAAGAAGAGAUGUGAGACUUCCUUUGGAAGUUGAAAAAAAGAUCGAAGACCCGCUAGCUAUUCUUAUUCUUUUUGAUGAAGCCAGAUACAAUUUACUGAAGGGCUUUUAUACAGCUCCUGAUGCUAAACUGAUAACAUUGGCAAGUCUAUUACUGCAAAUAGUUUAUGGAAAUUAUGAAAGCAAAAAACACAAGCAAGGUUUUUUAAAUGAAGAAAAUUUAAAAUCCAUUGUUCCUAUUACCAAGUUGAAAAGUAAAGCACCUCACUGGACAAAUCGAAUACUACAUGAAUACAAGAAUCUUAGUACAAGUGAGGGUGUCAGUAAAGAAAUGCAUCACCUUCAGCGCAUGUUCUUACAGAAUUGUUGGGAAAUUCCUACAUAUGGAGCAGCUUUUUUCACAGGACAGAUAUUUACAAAGGCAAGCCCCAGCAAUCAUAAAGUCAUCCCAGUAUAUGUAGGGGUGAAUAUAAAAGGACUUCAUCUCCUCAACAUGGAAACAAAGGCUUUACUCAUCAGUCUUAAGUAUGGUUGUUUCAUGUGGCAGUUAGGAGAUGCCGAUACUUGUUUUCAGAUUCAUAGUAUGGAAAAUAAAAUGAGCUUUAUAGUACACACGAAACAGGCUGGCCUUGUGGUUAAACUGUUAAUGAAGUUAAAUGGACAGUUAAUGCCCACUGAAAGAAAUUCGUGAGUGGAAAGCAGUGGAUACUCAAGCUACCACACAUUGAUGCAUUUUUUUCCAUGAAAGAUACCUUAAACUUUUACUUUUAAUAAGGACUCAAGUUUCUUAUAAUAUACAUGUAUACUGUUACAUUGUACAGAAUCUGUACUUAUGUUUGGUGUGUAAUAUACCAAUUAGUUUUAUAUAAUAUUCUCAUAAACUAUUCUAAUUUUUGAGAAAAACACAAAAAGAUAUAGGUCAGUAGCCUUUAUUAGUAAACAAAAUAGUAAGCUUUAUUUAAAAAAAACAUUAUUUUGGUAAAUUGCAAAGAAUUUGAAGUGGAAUGUAUGAAAUUGAAAAAUUGGUUUGGUAUAAUUUUAUGUGUCAUUUAAAAAUAUACACAAAGUGAACUUGAAUAAAGAAAAUGCAUUUUCUACUUAAACUAUGUAACUUAUUUAAAACAUGUUUCUAUAGUUUAGAAUCUAAACAUGCUUGAUAAAAUCUGUUAAAAUAUUUAUCUUCUAUAUAUUAGUAUUUCUCAAAGUCUAGCACUUGAACUCUCUGCAUCAUAUUUACCAGGUUGCCUAUUUAGAACAGAAAUUUCAGAGACUCACUCUAGACAAGUUUAUUCGCUCUCUGGAAGUAGCAAGGACCUGGUAUUCUUGUCUUGAAUUUCAAUUGUUUUCUUCUGAAAUAAUUAAAAACCAGUAAUGUAUUUGUUUAAGUUAGUUACUUAAAACUGUGUAGUGAUUAUGAUAGUAAGCACAUUUAUACUUAGGUACAUAAAUUAAGGACCACUGCUGGAUAUUAGUUUGUUUUAUCUAAUCUGUUCUAUCCUUUCACUUGUUUGUUAACUGACACUAUCAAAUUGCAUUCAGUUGAUUAACCUGGAAAUCUUGUGGUCUUUAUCACCCUACACCUCCUAUUUGUGGAGUUCUGUCAAAUGUCUUUCAAGUCCUUACUCAUUUCUUUCCUUCCUGGUUCCACUGAAGACAAUCUGAUUCAGGUAUUCACACUGUCUGUUUUGAAUGAAUGCAAAAUUUAUUAAUUUUUAACAAAAAUUUAUUCAUAGUGGUAUGAUUCUCAUUGAAUUUUUGUAUUCAUGAAGCUGUUUAGGUUUUCAGACAAGCAGUAGGAGACAGACCAAAUGAGCUCUAAAGUGAAAGAAGUUUAAGAUCUUAGGACACUUAAAGGCCAGAGUGCUUGAGGUACAACAGAAAUGUCUUUCAGUGGGCCAGGUGACUCACUGACUUAACAUGUCCAUUUUAUAAGCAUAAUUAAGAGGUUCAAUCCCCAAUACUAUUACCUGCACCUAGUGUUAUCUUGGCAGCUCCACCACUUGAACCUACCAGUUCUAUUGUGAUUCACCACUGCCAAAAACUAUUUCUGGCUGAAUUGCAUCCAGUUUUAUGCAAGCACCAGAGUUAAAUAAAAAGGGGAUAUGACACCCCCUGUCCCCAUGAGUACUGCAAGUAAAGAUAUCCAGCACCAAGGAAGGCCAACACUUUGUGAGCAUGACAGAAAACCCUGGUGAGAAUUACCACCAAAAUGUAUGUGAGCAUUGCAACUAAGAGUUCAAUUUAUAGGGCCAGGGAUAUGGUUUUAGGAGUUGAACUAUUUGUCUUGCAUGAUGAGACCUUAGUUCAAUCCUGGUACCACAAAAAAACUCCAGGUAUGAGCACUAGUACAAAUGGCACAACUAAAGGAAUAUAACCCUCAGCUAGUAUCAUUGUUGAGUGUGUGAGCACUAUAACCUGAUGUGUGACCUCAGCAAGAACCACACUAAAUAAGUGAGCAUCAUAGCUGGGUGUAUAGGUGAUCCCUAUCCAUCGCAAAGACAACAAAGGAAGAGAAAGGAGAAUUAACAUGGAUAGGGGCGCAAGAGAUAGAAUAGGGGGUAGAGUACUUGCAAGUAUGCUAAUCAGGGUUCAAUCCCAGGUACCCUAUGUUGUUCCCUGAACCCACCAGAAAUGAUACCUGAGAACUGCUGGGUAGGUGUGGCCCCAAAACAAAAAGAUAUAUGUACACCUAUGUUCACUGCUGUACUUAGUACAGUAGCCAACAUGCGAGUAUAACUCAAAUGUGCAACUACAGCUGAAUGAUUAAGAAGUGUGGUAUACAUACACAAUGGAAUAUUAUCAAACUGUGUAGCUCACUGCCCUUGUAUGAGACUGUAGGGUAACCUGCGGGGUGAAAUAAGCUGGGGGUGGGGGGUGAAAAGGAAGGAUUGUCUCACCUGUAUACUUCCAGAGAAGAAAACAAAGGUAAUGACUGAUCAAUUAAAAACCCCUGAGCACUGGAUUGCGGAACUGAGACCACCAGGAUAAAGGGGAAUGGGGGAGGAUGCUUGAUGAGGUAGAUUAGAAGCAAUACAUGGGAAUUGUUGGAGGAACUUGGGCACGGUAAGGCAAGGUAGCUGUACACUAAAACUAUAAAUGUUAACAUUAUUAUUAACAUGUAAAUUUAAUCAAAUUUGGAAAGAAAAAAACUUGGAGAGUCAUGGGCACUUUGGUGAUGCAAUAAUUUUUUGUACAUCAGAACUAAAGUGCUAAUACUAUUGUAACCAGAUUACCUAAACUAUAACCAAAACAUACAUAAAUAAUAGGACAUUUAAAAAUUAAAAUUUGAAGGGGAGCCUCCCAAGCAGUGUUCGAGGACUCCUCCCAGUGGUACUCAGCCCAACUCUGCGGGCCUGAAGUUUCAAUGCCCGGGUGAGUGAUAGGGUGCUCCUUUGGCCAGAGGUGCUACCAGCCAUUAGGGCCACGCCCAGAGGUGCUGUGAGGGCCAUGGGGUACUGGGAGUCAAACACAUGAUCUCCAAAUACAAGUUAUGCACUCUUGGGCUUUGUUUGAGGAAUCUCCUGUUUGAGGCCCUAAAUUUAAUCUUUGGGAGGGUUGGGUGGGCAGUGGGACCAGGGUUUGAGCCACACCAAGCAGUGCUCAGGGCUGACUCUUGGCAUUGUGCUCAGGGAUCACUGCUGUCAGUGCUCAGAGGACCAUAUGUGGUGCCAGGAACCCAGUUACUAUGACAUAAAUAAUAUUCUCAUUUACAGAUGAAGAAAGUUUAGCUUACCAAAAAGAAUAUGGUUAGUAAGUAGCGGAGCUGAUAUUUAUAGCUAAACAGUCUAACUCCAGAAUAUAAAUGCACCAGAAAUAUGUAAUGGAUUAAAUAAAUGCUAUUAUAGAAGUCACUAUAUUUUGGAACAACUUUAAGUUAUAAUAAAAUUUGAGAAAAAUUUUAAU